Alosa alosa (allis shad) is the source of this 1554-nucleotide messenger RNA. It is a transcript of the gene tmem144a, whose product is annotated as transmembrane protein 144a. The record is from RefSeq and is a predicted model, not a curated record. The coding region runs from base 108 to 533 and encodes 141 amino acids. NCBI's taxonomy places the organism in Eukaryota, Metazoa, Chordata, Actinopteri, Clupeiformes, Clupeidae. The transcript is spliced from 3 exons.
CAACACCUUUGUGUUCUACAGUCAGACAUCUCUGGUUACAAGUCGGCGUUAGAUGCAGAUUAUGCACGUUACAACUUGGAUUUGACCACGAUACCUGAUAACCGCGGAUGGGGAUGACUCUGUAUUUCUGUCUCAUAGUUAUAGUGACUGUGCUCUGCACUUCUGAAAGCGAUGCUGUCCAUCAGCUUGGUGGAGAAUAUGCGAGCCACAAUCCGGACUGGCAGCAUUCGUUUGGGGCUACGCGGGACUCUCACACCACAAAUGCCACGGAUGUAACUUACGAUCUCUUCUCGUGUGCUGUGACUGUAAUCUUCUAUGGGAGGAACCUCGUUCCGGUUAAGAGAAUUGGGAGUGGAGAUGUCAAUGCCACUGGAAUGCCAAUAGUGACAACAGGCAGUCUGAGCCUGGGACUCCUCUUGUGGGCCUCCUUCAACAUGCUUAUAGGCUGGGCCAGCACCAGGUGUGUCUGUGUGUACCAGCCCGUCUGCCCACUUAGAUACUGUCUUGCCCACUGCCUGGCUGUCCGUCUGUAAAGGUAAACCGUUGUCUCUCCAACCCCCACACACACACAAACACACACACUGAAAUAUAAGGCCCUGAAAGAGAUUGGAAGAAAUGUUGCAUAUGAGGGGCUUUAUGCUUUCAUUCUGGCUAAAUGUCAGACAUUGUUGUCCUCAUCAAAGAGGCCCUGUAUCAAAAAUGUGUUUAACAGGACUGCUGAUCAAAUUGCAGUGAUGUCAACGACCUGUUCUGUCAGAUUAGUAAAUGUAGCCUGCUCUUUUUGUUCCAUGAAAGGCUGCUAAAACACCGAAGACAUUUUGCCAGUGUCAAUGGAGACGGGAGCUUCCUUCAGCAGGCUAGGCUCUAUUCCUGAUUAGUAACAUAGAUUCUCCCACUAGCAAAAUUAGAUGUUGAUGUGUUAAGGAACAGCAGGCUUUUCAUGUCAUGAUAUAUCUAGAUUCUUCAGUCUAGCAUAAUUAGAGUGGUUUAUGUUUCCCCAAUUACAAGAGGGAUGUAAAAUAUCUUAAAUAUUCUGAAUGCAAUAUUUAUUCAAUUUGUAAAUUGUUUCCUCAGUUAAAUUAUAUGUGGAAUGGUUGUUCUAUUUUUCCACAUUAUGACACAAAUAAUUACUGCUUCGUUAAAGUUAUAGGUGACCAACUUUUUUUUUUUCAAAUGAGGGAACCCCCCAAUGGUGAAUGUUAUGCUCUUUGUAUGUUCUUUUCAAAAAAUAAGGUUCCACUGAACUGAUGUGUAGAUUCCAAUUUCACAAAUAUGUUUUCUCCAAUGUAUUGAAGCUAAGAUUUAAAUAAAGUAAUUAUGUUUUAAAUGUUUGUGUGUUCUUAUGUCCUCAUGGUAAAUCAGAUACACCUCAGUCACUUGUCUGGUGAGGUUGGAUUACAAGGCAAGGAAAGCAGAAAAUAUUUUUAAAUUACAGAUCAACAUUUUCUACCAUUCUUCCAUGAUUAAGUAAAACAAAUAAAAAAACAAAGAUUAAGUAAAAAAUAAACAACAAACUUUGCAUUGGGUGUCACUGCAAUGUCAUGUUUCACUAUU